Messenger RNA from Chara braunii, 801 nucleotides. NCBI's taxonomy places the organism in Eukaryota, Viridiplantae, Streptophyta, Charophyceae, Charales, Characeae. The record is from the annotation of a GenBank genome assembly.
GGCAUGUGGAAAGAGAGAUAGAGGACAGGACAGACAAAGGAGGCGAAGUGGAGAAGGGGGGAGAGAAUAUGGAGAUUCAAAAGGGUAGCAUGCUGAUAGUGAGACAUGAAGAUGGGAUUGUCCGAAUGGAUGAGGACCGCACCCCUGCGAAGGGGGAAAAGCGAAAGAGGGUGGAGAAGCCCGACAGGCCCGAUGAUGAAGAACAUGAAAACAUUGUAGUCAAAGGGAAUGAGCUGGUGCUCCACAGCAAGGCCGUAAUGUCUCCUCGGCCAAGGGUACUUAUGGAGUCCUCGGACGAAGAGGAUCCCUUCUCGGAUCUCUUGCCAGAAGAGGCGAUCCGUAGACGCACAUCAACCCGGAAGAUGUAUGCAAAUGACGUGUUUGCCUCGUCGCAAGAAGAAACUGAGGCGGAUUCCGACUAUGGAGUCAAAACGUUGUAUGAUAAUCAGCCUAUUUCGGCGGAUUACCAGUCCGAGGGCGAGGAUUUCCAGUCGGUCGGGAGUCGCAGUUUGACUUCGAAGUCCUCCGAUGGUUCACAUAGAAAACCCACCAGCCCCCUAAGCACUUCCACACUGAAGAAGAAACAGCGAGCUUCAAAGAAGCUAGCGGUUCCUAGCGCUCAGGGGGAGGAGUCGCCUAUAAUGCUGAAUAGACUAGCCAAGGUUUCUGCACUGUCAGUAGCGAAGCCUAAAGAGAGUCCCUUGCGAAAUUGGAGGCGAUGGAAAUUCAAAGACAACCCAAAUGGUUAGAGUUUCUCAACUUGCGAGGUAUUGUGGGCUACGAUAAAAUGACCAAGCUGGC